UAGCACAGCAGAGGGGGGUGUGGUGUGUCUUCCUCACACCCCGCGCUGGGGCUCACGCCACGAUAUGAGCAACAAGCAGCGGCCGCCGUUUCCGCCCAGCAGGUCGUACGAGGUGAACGUUGAGGACGAGAUCCCUCUGCUGAGGAUUCACGUCGUGUCCGCGAGGGGAUUGCCGAGGUCCGCCGGCGCCGUGGGGUUGGCUCGAGCCCGGGGCAUGCCCGACCCAUAUGUGGUGGUCAAGUUCAACGGAGAAAAGGUCGGGUGUACGAAGGCCGAUCGCGGUACGAGAAGGCCGGAGUGGAACCAGAACUUUCUCAUCAGGUCAGACCUCGCCGAGCCCGCCACCGCCCUUCCCAGGCGAGACGUCGGAGAUGUCGGAGAUGACAUGUCCAACCCAGACGACGACUACCGCCAAGAGCCUCAAGGGGAAAGAAAUCGCUGCUCGUGCUCCGCCGAGGCCGCUACCGGCGAAGGGGGCUCCGCGGACUGCGAAGCGGAGUGGCGUAGGGGAGGCGUUGACGAGGUAGUGCUGGAGCUGUGGGACGAGUACGGCGCGGUGAUCGGAGGGGACAGGUUGAUCGGAGUCUGCCGCAUCUCGUCGAGCGAGCUGAGGAGGCUCGGGUCCUCGACAGUGCCGGCGGACCUGAAGCUGAGGGACCCCAGGGGCUUGUGGUGGGGCAGCAGCAGGGGUACCAUCCGCAUCGCCGUGAGCCUAGAAAGGCUACAGGCGAACAUUAUCCGAGCCGCGUUGCCCCCGAACAGAGCAUCGGUCCUGGGGGUACCGGAGGGGGUGACGCGCACGGCGUCCGGUGAGGCGAAGGGGGAGGAGACCGCCCCUCCCACGGAGCUUUCCUGCAAGGUUCUGUGGAACGGGCACGACUUUUCUAGCCCCAGCCGGUGGGACAAAGUGUUCUGCAUGACGGCCGCCAACAACCAAUUGUGGCUGGACAUCAGAGCCGCUCCAGACCUGGUCAACUCGGCGGGGCUUCGCCCAGCCCGCUCCCGGAAAGGGCCACCCCCGGUGGAUGCCGUAGACGGCGCGGAUGUCCUUGUCCCACCCCCUGAGGGCCACAGCACUGCGGUCGAGGGCACCGCAGCGGCGGUGCGACGAUCAGAAGCGAUUGCGCCGGUAGAAACGGUGGCGGCGGCGGCGGCGGCGGCGGCGGCGUCUACAACUGCGGCGGCGGCGGCGGCGGUGGUGUCACCGGCGGGCACACCCCUGGAGACCCUUGAGAGCCCGGCGGCUUCUCCGCUGUCGGGGCAACGGCAACGACGAAAACAGCAGCAGCGAGAGACGUCGGCAUGUCGGCGGCAGCAGCAGCAGCAGGGUUCGGAGCCAGCCCGAAGAAUCUCCGAACGCGAAGAAGGAGAAACAAGAGAGCACAAGACGGAAGCAGCGCGCAAAGGACGACGGGGGGCACGAGCGAUACCAUCCGCGGGGACCCCCAACCCUCGAGAAGACCCCGCCGGCGCAAGCGAGGAGGCACGCAGCAGCAGCGAGACAGCGGCGGCGGCGGUGGCCCCUGUGGCCGCGUCCCCCGUCGCCGCAAUCGCCGCCGCCGUCGCGACGGCGGCUGUAGCCCCCGCCGCCGUCCUCCUAGAGGGCGUCCUCGCGGUCGCCCGCAGCGCCGCGAGGCCCGCGGCGAGGCGGGAGCAUCGGCGGCGGGCAGCUGUGGUGGACAACACUUGGGCCGGGAGCCGGAGCUGCAUCCUGACGGUGGGGCUGGCGUACCACCUGAGCACGUUUGACGCCCAGGGCUUGGCCGACAUGCUCAACUCGGAGGAGAAGUCUACGGAGAGGAUGGCAGGGACAAAGGAGUGGCACGAAAAGGGCUUCCGGCUGCACUGGGACCCAGUCCGAAGAAGAUUUACGAUUCUUAAUGUCUCCAGGAGAAGCUUCGUGCUGAGGGGUGCCUGCAGCUCGUUGGCUACUGCUCUCCUCGGCUUCCGCGAAAAAGACCACUUCUCGAAGCCGGUAGCGGAGGCCGUUCUCGACCCUCAACAUCCCAGCGACCCCCCUCGACGGCACAUGGGUAUCACCGGCGACACGGUGCCCCUGCCUUUGCUACGGCCACACUGGAUGCGCAUCGUGUGGGGCCCCCCUGCGAUGGAAAUCACACGGGGGGGCGAGCUUCGCGUACAGGUGUGGUCCAGGCAGCCGACGGGGCCUACCCUUCGGUCGCUGCAACGCCGGAGACGACGGAGAUCGUCCAUAGGCUGCGCCGGCCAGAGCGAAGAUGGCGCUUCACUCGUUGGGACAGCGGUCCUUGAUUCUGCGGAAGUGAGUCGGUGUACUAGACAACAGACACGUAAUGCGGCUACUGUUAGACCCUGGGGUUACCCCUAUUUUGAGGCCAAAAAUGUGUCCCAAACCGGGUGA
This is a messenger RNA of Ectocarpus sp. CCAP 1310/34, 2380 nucleotides long. The record is from the annotation of a GenBank genome assembly. NCBI's taxonomy places the organism in Eukaryota, Phaeophyceae, Ectocarpales, Ectocarpaceae.